UCUCGGUAUGGCAAGAUCAAGUUUCCGAUCAUAUCAUAGUGGAGAGAGUAUAUAAUGCUUGAAGAAUGAGCCAUCAGUACUCAAGAUUGUCUGUCUAAGGCCUGAGAUUUGUUCCAACAAAGUCACCAUAAGUGUUAGUUUGGUAUACAGCUAGCGGCAUAUCUCUCGUAUAUUAGUCGAUUCGAAGAUGGCGGAGCAUCAUCACUUUGGCCUUCAUCACCAUGAAAAAGAGCACCACCAUGAGGCAGAACAUCACCACAGACGACAUGAUUCACCGAGCGACCUGUCAGAGAGUGAUCCAGGUCAACAUAACAAGCAUUCGCCAACUGCUGAAACUUUUCCACAUACAACUGCUGAUUUCGAUCAUGCAAAGUCUGAGGAGAAAAAACACAAGAAAGAACAGCAUCACGCAGAGCUUGGUGCAUUGGCAGCGGGUGCAUUAGCUAUGCACGAACAUCACAAAGCAAAAUCAGAAGGAGAAGACUCUGGCAGACACAAGCUGGAAGGGAAAAUUGCAGGUGGCCUGGGGGUAGGGGCCGUGGGCUAUGCGCUGCACGAACAUCAUGAGAAGAAAAAGGAAAAGAAGGAAAUGGAAGAACUCGAGAAGCAUGGACACGAGAAGCAUGGAUGGUUUAGCUGACUUUCUAUCCAUGUCAUAGGUCCCACGUAUCUACCAUGCAUUUACAAUGUUCUGAAGCUAUUGUUGUGAGAGAUUCAAUCUUGUUAUGAGAGAUUCAAGAGUGAUUGCAAUGAGUCUAUAUAUUUCAAGUUCCGCCCUGCUUCAAGUGUCCAUGUUACAUCCAAACGUAGAUUGGAUUGGGUUCUUUUGUAUAGACAUAGUCAGGAUUGGGAAGAAUCCUUCCAGUUUGAGCACCCUUUUCGAGUGCAGUUUUUGCCAAUAUGUUGUGAUAGUUCAUCAUCCAAAUGUCUAACAAAAAAAUAAAAAACACGGCGAUUGUAAUACCUCUUCCAUCUAUGAACGAGC
Molecule: messenger RNA, 985 nt
Organism: Marchantia polymorpha subsp. ruderalis
Lineage: Eukaryota; Viridiplantae; Streptophyta; Marchantiopsida; Marchantiales; Marchantiaceae
Source: the annotation of a GenBank genome assembly